Molecule: messenger RNA, 600 nt
Organism: Cordyceps fumosorosea ARSEF 2679
Lineage: Eukaryota; Fungi; Ascomycota; Sordariomycetes; Hypocreales; Cordycipitaceae
Product: ESCRT-II complex, vps25 subunit
Exons: 2
Coding region: 1-600 (199 amino acids)
Biological process (GO): protein transport to vacuole involved in ubiquitin-dependent protein catabolic process via the multivesicular body sorting pathway
Cellular component (GO): ESCRT II complex
Molecular function (GO): structural molecule activity; protein homodimerization activity
Source: RefSeq, a predicted model, not a curated record
AUGUCGCAAACGCAGCCGCUGCAGCCAGCCGUCACCGCGACCGCCGCCCAAGACUUCAAGUUCCCGCAAGAGUACUUCUUCCCGGCCUUCUUCACGCGGCAGACCAACCUCGCCACCCGCCACGCCCAGCUCCGCACCUGGACCGCCCUCGUGCUCGCCUACGCCCGCCACCACCGCCUCUUCCGCCUGCGCCUCUCCGAGGCCGCCGAGUCGGACCUCUUCCGCAACCGCCGCCUCGAGCGCCGCCUGCAGGCCGCCGACAUUCGCGAGCUCGUCGACGCCAUGGUCAAGGACGGCCAGGCUGAGUACCUGACGGCGGGGGCGGGGGCGGCCCAUCCGGACGGUGGGCAGGACGUCGCCCUGCUGUACUGGCGAAAGCCCGAGGAGUGGGCGGCCCUCGUCGAGGCCUACGUCGAGGACACGGGCCAAAGGGGCAGCGUCCUGACCGUGUAUGAGAUCUCUGAAGGUGAUGCGACGCGCAAUACGGAGCUCCAUGGCAUCGACAGCGAAGUGUUACGCAAAGCGCUCAACGUCCUGGUCAAGCGCGGCAAGGCGCAAAUAUUCGGUCAAGAAGACUCGCUUGGUGUCAAAUUCUUCUGA